AUAAUUUUUGGGAAUAAUUUUUUUGGCUUCGAGUUGCUCUUCCUACUCCGCGCCCGGCCGCCUUUGCCUGCCUUCCCAUCUCCUCUGGUCUUCCGCCAUGGCCCAGCCCGUAUUCCUCUCCUCUCUCCGCUCCCGCCUCUGCUCCGCGCCGCCGUCGCCGCACCAUCACCUCCAGCCCAGCCGCGGCUACCACGUCGAGCUCGGCGCUCGCGAGAAAGCGCUUUUGGAGGAGGAUGUUGCUUUGAAGAGGUUCAAAUCAUACAAGAACAGUGUGAAACAGGUCUCCAAGAUUGGGAAUGUUCUCACUUUAGCUGUUGUAUUUGGUUGUAGCUACGAGCUUGGUGUGUUGGCGGCAAGCAUGAAGUGAAGGAAAACACAGCCAUUAUUCCGGGAAGUGAUCCAUCAGCGUAGACUGUCAUUCUAUCACCUCGUGUUUUUAGCCUGUCUGCGUCUCUCUUUUUUUUUUUGUCGUGCAUCAUGUAUAAAAUAAAACUAAACUAGGUUAACCUUGAUUUGCGAA
This is a messenger RNA of Zea mays, 520 nucleotides long. RefSeq lists its product as uncharacterized. The transcript has 3 exons. Lineage: Eukaryota; Viridiplantae; Streptophyta; Magnoliopsida; Poales; Poaceae. Bases 98 to 367 code for a protein of 89 amino acids. The record is from RefSeq and is marked validated. Gene Ontology annotation, cellular component: respiratory chain complex II (succinate dehydrogenase).